AUGGACGCCGGCUCCUCAUCGUCGCCGCUCCGCAUUGUGAUCGUCCCGUGGCUCGCAUUCGGCCACCUCCUCCCGUACCUGGAACUCUCCGAGCGGCUCGCCGAGCGGGGCCACCGCGUGUCCUACGUGUCCACGCCGCGCAACGUCGCCCGCCUCCCGCUCCCGCUGCGCCCCGCGGCGGCGCCGCGCGUGGACCUCGUCGCGCUCCCGCUCCCACGCGUUGACGGCCUCCCCGACGGCGCCGAGUCCACCAACGACGUGCCCGACGACGACCGCGAACUCCACUGGAAGGCCUUCGACGGCCUCGCCGCGCCGUUCGCGGAGUUCCUGGCCACCGCGUGCGCCGACGAGACCACGCGGCCUCACUGGAUCAUCGCCGACUCUUUCCACCACUGGGCAGCCGCCGCUGCCCUAGAGCACCAGGUGCCAUGCGCGAUGCUUCUCCCGACCGCUGCGUUGAUCGCCACCUUGCCUGACCUGCCGGAGGAGCACCGUCGAGCACGUGGUCUUCCCCGUUACGAGCAGGAGAUGAUGGACCCGGCUUACAACAACUAUGGCAUAUCGGGUAUGUCCAUCAUCCGGCGCUUUAACUUGACAAAAGACAGGUGCACCGUCGCGGCCAUCCGGAGCUGCAUCGAGUGGGAACCCGAGUCCUUCCCACUGGCGGCGACGCUCCUCGGCAAGCCGGUCGUUCCCCUCGGCCUUCUCCCGCCGUCACCCAAGGGAGCUCGCCGUGCCGCUGCCAAAGGAGCAGAGCAUGCCACCGUGCGGUGGCUGGACGCGCAACCUUCCGACUCCGUUGUUUACGUCGCCCUAGGAAGCGAGGUGCCGCUGCGCGUGGAGCAGGUGCACGAACUGGCCUUCGGGCUGGAGCUCGCCGGGACGCGCUUCCUCUGGGCCCUGAGAAAGCCCAGCGGCGCCGCUGUACACGACGAGGACGGCGUGGACAUGCUUCCUCCGGAUUUCCAAGAGCGCACUCGCGGCCAGGGGCUGGUGACCAGGGGAUGGGUUCCUCAGGUGAGAAUCCUGGCGCACGCCGCCCGGCCGCCGUGGGCGGGUUCCUGA
Triticum turgidum subsp. durum (durum wheat) is the source of this 1065-nucleotide messenger RNA. The record is from the annotation of a GenBank genome assembly. Lineage: Eukaryota; Viridiplantae; Streptophyta; Magnoliopsida; Poales; Poaceae.